Messenger RNA from Sardina pilchardus (European sardine), 3642 nucleotides. RefSeq names its product transmembrane channel-like protein 3. The record is from RefSeq and is a predicted model, not a curated record. The transcript has 22 exons. Bases 134 to 3514 code for a protein of 1126 amino acids. Gene Ontology annotation, molecular function: mechanosensitive monoatomic ion channel activity. Lineage: Eukaryota; Metazoa; Chordata; Actinopteri; Clupeiformes; Clupeidae. Gene Ontology annotation, cellular component: plasma membrane.
CGCUCCGCACACGCUCCCGCUGCCGGAGGAGACGCCCAGCUUCAGCCCCGCGCGCACCCGCACCCCCACCCCCACGGCCGGCGGGGACCCCGAGGCAGAGCCGGACCCCGGGCGCGACGCGAGCGGCGCGGGGAUGGAGCCCACCACCAUCUCCAGACCCUUGUCCAAGCGGCACAAGAGCAUGAGGAAGAACUCCAGGAGGAUUUACUCUCCGUACCAGGAUCAGAACCAAGGUCUUUCGGACGAUGAGGAUAAAGAUGGGGACAGCAACGAUCCCGAGGAAGUGUUCCAGAACAUUCAGUAUCAGAAGGAGCUCAUUGCCAACAUUCGAACCAGACCUUGGCCAAUGAGACGGAAGCUCAAAGCCCUCAAGCAAGCCAGGGAGAUCGUGCUGAAGUACGAGGGGAGGCUCACCAGAACCAGAGGGUACCAGGCGGCCGGCGCCGAUCUGCUGAAAAAACUCUCUCGUCUGCUCUAUAACAUUGUGGUUCUGUUCAUUCCAUGGGAAAUGAGAAUCAAGAAAAUUGAAAGUCACUUUGGAUCGGGAGUAGCGUCUUAUUUUAUCUUCCUGCGAUGGCUAUUUGGAAUCAAUAUAGUCCUAACGAUAAUGACGGGGGCUUUCAUUGUUCUGCCCGAGCUCCUGGCCGGAGCGCCGUUCGGAAGCACCCGCAGCAAGACCAUUCCCAAGGAGCACCUCCCCUCGGCACAGGACCUGGACACCAUCUGGUCUCUCGGGGGUUACCUCCAGUACUCUGUGCUGUUUUAUGGUUACUAUGGCAAUGUGAGGAAGAUUGGGAGUGCUGGAUACAGGUUGCCCCUGGCAUACUUUAUGGUUGGAAUGGCUGUCUUUGCCUACAGUUUCAUCACACUCCUGCGAAAGAUGGCUAAAAACUCGCGCCUCAGCCUGGCCAGUGCGUCUGAUGAGAACUACACCUUCUGCUGGAGGAUCUUCUGCGCCUGGGACUACCUCAUCGGCAACCCUGAGGCUGCCGAGAGCAAAACGGCCGCCAUCGUCAACAACAUCAGGGAGGCCAUUGUGGAGGAACAAGAGAAAAAGAAAGAUACAAGCCUGGCGGUUCUGAUCAGUCUGCGGAUACUGGCGAAUAUCCUGGUGCUGCUGUCUCUGGCGGGCAGCAUCUACAUAAUCUACUUUGUCGUGGAUCGCUCUCAGAAACUGGAGCAGGAGAAGCCAGAGCUAACCCUUUGGGAGAAGAACGAGGUGAGUGUGGUGGUAUCGUUGAUCACUAUGAUCGCCCCGUCCGCCUUUGAGCUGGUGGCCCAGCUGGAGAUGUAUCAUCCAAGGACCAGCCUCAGGUUCCAGCUAGCCAGGGUUUUAGUCCUGUAUCUGGGGAACCUCUACAGCCUCAUCAUUGCUCUGCUGGACAAAGUAAACAGCAUGAGCAUGAACCAGAUCCCUGCUAGUCCGGCUAACUGGUCCGACUCGACUGCCUUUCUAGCCACCGUGUUACAGCCUAAUGAAGACAACCUGUCCACCAUAACUCCUGAAAUCACUGAGCAUAAGAACAGCACCAUUGCAACAAUCCUCGAGAUCAACAGAACCAAAAGCACCACACCUGUGGUCCUAAAUCACACAGCCCCAUACAAUAUGUAUAACAAGUUCCAGCAGGACCAGUGCUGGGAGACAUACGUUGGCCAGGAAAUGCUGAAGCUCUCCAUCAUUGACAUGAUCUUCACAGUAGCAAGCAUCCUGUUGAUUGAUUUUAUCCGUGGUCUAGUGGUACGAUACCUGAGCGACUGCUGUUGUUGGGAUUUAGAGAGUAAGUUUCCUGAAUAUGGGGAGUUCAAAAUAGCUGAAAAUGUUCUCCACCUGAUAUACAAUCAAGGAAUGAUUUGGAUGGGGGCGUUCUUCUCGCCCUGCCUCCCGGCGUUUAACGUGCUCAAGCUGAUCGGACUGAUGUACCUGCGGAGCUGGGCCGUGCUGACCUGUAAUGUUCCGCACCAGCAGGUGUUCAGGGCCUCCAGGUCAAAUAACUUCUACCUGGCCAUGCUGCUCUUCAUGCUCUUUCUCUGCAUGCUGCCCACGAUCUUCGCGAUUGUCCGCUACAGACCCUCACAGCACUGCGGGCCUUUUAGUGGUCAGGAGAAGAUUUAUGACAUCAUCUCAGACACUAUAGCCAACGACUUCCCUCUGUGGUUCAGUAGAGUGAUGGGCUACGUCACGAGCCCGGUGGUGGUUCUGCCCGCUCUGCUGCUACUGUUCAUGCUGAUCUACUACCUGCAGGCCAUUGCAAGAUCCUUGAAAUACACCAACAACCAACUGAGGAUGCAACUUCAGACAGAACGGACCGAGGACAAGAAGAAGGUCUUUCAGUUGGCAGCCGCUCGGCUGCAAGCCCCGGAAGGAGGUGACAAGAAGACCGAGCAGGAGAGCGACAUCACCAGCAUGGAGUCCUCCAUCCGUUCCUCGUCUCCCCGUCGCAACGGCAGCGUCACCAACUUUGAGUCCCCGGUGCGUCGUGGGAACAGCAUCCGCACCAUCACUCAGUCGGCCUCGCGGGCGGACGUCAGGGCUGCUGCUGCCGCUGCCGCCGCUGCUGCCAUUGCCCGGAGCCCAGCGGUGUCUGUCCGGCAAAAGCACAGAUAUGAACACAUACCUAACAGACAUCCAGGCUAUCUGGGAGGAUCAAGUGGCUCCUGCCGUUCGAAGUCGUAUCACCACGUGGCAUACAACCCGCCUGUGCGCUACGCGGAGAACAUCCACUCUGACCCGCUGUACAGGAAGAGCAUCCGGCCCAUGCACCCAGAGGCUGCCGGGAUAGUGACGGCCCAGAGCUACGUGGGGCGGCGCGCCCACACCACCCGCUACGUCAUCGUCAACGAGCACGAGCCUCGGAAGAAGCUGCUGCGCUCCACCACGCGCAUCCCACGCCACUACCGCAUCGCCGACGACCCGGGCGACAUCGUGGAGCUGUACCCGAGGAACAUCAAGCGCUACACCGUCCGCACGCCGCACAGGUCCCACCAGCCUCACCUGAGCGAGGAGGAAGAGGAGGAGGAGGCCGUCGUCGCCGGCAAGAGCGCCCGGAGGGGUGCCCUCAGCCAGUCUCACCGACCGCGGUCCCUGUCCGACCUCCACCAGCCUGUGCGCUUCUACAUCGGAGACCCGGCGGGCAGCCAGCUGUCCAUGGCCAAAGAGAGGGGAGUGUACUGCCGACACCAGGAGGACCAUGAAGAGGACUGGGACGAGAUGGGCCCACACUUCUGCUCCCGUAGUAACAUAAAGGGCGCAGAGCCCUCCCACAGACACUGUGAGCCCCACGUGAAGGCCAAGGCCAAACAUAAGGUGGAGCCGUCGCUCACAGAGUCGGAUUCGGCCUCUCUGGCCUCCAGCAGCGACCAGCAGAAUAGUAGCACUGACCAGUACAUCCAGGUCAUUCACAAUAAGGAGAAGUACCUCAAAUCUGGUGGCAAACUUGCAAAGAAGUCCAAGUCCAAAGCUAGCAAUGAUAUGAAUUUGUCAGGCUCGAGUGAACUUGUCUGCUCAAAUGUAUAGUUUGUGUAUGCAUUGUGUCAGUAUUGAGUGCUGUAACAAAUGGUGUCGUAAAGCACAGACAAAUUAAUAAUAAAAAAUGGCAUUGUGUUUGCAUGUUGCUUAUCAAAUUGUGCCUUAAAACAUGAACA